AUGUGGCGGCGUGCAGCGGCAGCGGCGCUGCUGUGCCUGGUGGCAGCCUGGUUGUCGGGCCUCGGGUUCGAUCCCCGCUCCUGCCUUCUGCCGCCCCAGGUCCAGAGCCGCCUGCUAAGUGCCGCCGAGCUGGCCCGGUACCGCGGGGCCGUGGGAGAGCCCGGCCUCUACCUCGCCGUGCUGGGCCGCGUCUUCGAUGUGGAGCGUGGCCGCAGGCACUACGGUCCCGGCGGUACCUACAGCGGCCUUGCAGGGAGGGAUGCCACCAGAGCAUUUGCCACCGGUGACUUCACCCAGGCUGGGCUGGUGGACGACGUCUCAGCACUGUCACCGGGUGAGAUGCUUGCCGUCCAGAGCUGGCUCUCCUUCUACAGUGACAACUACGAUCCCGUGGGGAAGCUGGUGGGCAGAUUCUAUGAUGAAAAUGGGGCACCAACAGAAGCCUUAAGGCAGGCUGAGGCUGCCAUUGAGGAAGCUCUGAAGUUCCAAGCAGAAAGUGAGCAGAGAAAGCAGCAGUUUCCACCCUGCAACUCCGAAUGGAGCUCUGCAAAGGGCAGCCGCUUCUGGUGCUCCAGACAGAGUGGGGGAGUGCCCAGGGCCUGGGCCGGCGUCCCGCGGAAGCUCUACAGCCCCGGCGCCACAGGCAGCCGCUGUGUCUGCGUCAGGCCCAGCGGCCCCCCGUGGGGCCAGCCUGCCUCCAGCCAGCACAGCAACAGGGGCGACCUGGAUGACCCUCACCUGCAGGAGUACGACGGCUGCCACCCACAGGCCCAGCAGUGUGUCCUGGCAGUGUGAGCCGAGUGCUGGAGGCCUGCAGGAAAGCAUCGCCCUGCGGGGGAGCAGCUCCAGCUUCAUUCCCUUCCCUCUCUGAAAAGGGAGCAACGACAAUUUCCUGUUAUUUGUGACUCUGUUAACACGAGGAGAUGGGGAGAGACAAUCCUUGAGCAAAGUUACUAGCUUAACACUCACACUGCCAGGAUGCUUCCUCUGGUAGUGCUUGGUUCCUGGGGUGUUCCCACAGCUGGUAGCAAACUGCAGCACACGCAGCCUGCAUUGGGACUGCAGCCUGAGUUCUUGUGCAGUCAGGAAGCAGACACUUGUGUGCAGGACUGGGCUGUUUUGAGCAGCAAGGUCAUGAUCCCAAGAGCUGCUGCAGCAUCACCAGCCCCAGCUCCUGCACAGGCCUCCAGUUGCUUGCCUUUGCCUGCUGUAGUGUCAGUGCUCCUCCCAAUCACCAGAUUUGCUCCAGAGUUUAAAGGCAGCAGGGAGAAACCUGCCUUGUUCCUCAGAGAAGGCAUGGAGUAUCUAGUGCAAUUUGGUUCCACAAAAGCUUUAUCAGAUCCUUGGAGCAUGGAAGGCAAAGCUCACUCCUGCCUUUCCUCAUGCAGUGUUUGGUUAGAUGCUGUGCAAAGGGGUGGGAGCCAGCUCUGAGGAGUGUUGCUUAACCUCACCAUCCUGCUCCUCUGAUUCACUGUAUUCAGGCUACUCAGAUCAGGAAUUGGUGAUUUGAAGUAGGCAGUAACAAAAGCUCCGUGGCAACAGGACCAUCCUGCUGUGUGACAUCCAUCCUGUGACCUCUUCCAAUCUGGUAUGUGUCCAUCAGACUAUGACCCAAGGCUGAGUAUGUCCUCACAGGGCAAGUUAGUAACAUUUCUGCAUGGGGAUGAAGAGGACAAGGAACACCCAGGUAGGGCUUAGGUGCUGUAAAGCUCCUGCUGCAAGAAAGCAGUUGGUGGUUGUAGAACCCAGUUAGAAUCAGGUUUGGGUGCAGCUGCAGCCUUGAGGGAGACACCAGCUGACAGAGUCCAGCAGUAGCACAGCAGUAGCUGAGGAGCUUGUUCAGUUUGUUCCUUAAGGCUGCUACCACUUAAUUAUUCACUCAUUAGUUCUGAGCUACCACAGACCCAAGUAAACAGUUAAUCACCAGUGAAAGCAGGAGGAGCCCUGCAGUGACAGGAGGAGAUGUGACAGCACUUUUAGCCUCUGAUGGUUGGAGGAGGCUGCAACUGCCAAGGGCAGGAGCCACAGCAGUUCACACAUGGCCAUGCUCAUUGUCAAAUGCUUGGGUUUGGAUUUUCUUUUUAGCUGGUUCUGUUGUGCCUUUUCCACCGUAAUGUUGAAGAGAAAUCCUCCAGAGCACUGUCAGACAGUUGUGCAAGCUCUUGCUGGCCAUCAGUGGAAGUUGCAUGUUGCUGAGUGGCAGCAGAGCCAUCCAUUUUGGAAGAGAAGCUGAGCCAUGGGCUUGUCCAUGUGUGGGGCUGGAGUGGGCUACAUGUCAGAGUCCUGCAGGUAAAGUUUGUGAGCUCCACAGGAAGGAGCUGCAAAG
This is a messenger RNA of Dryobates pubescens (Downy woodpecker), 2326 nucleotides long. RefSeq names its product neuferricin. Gene Ontology annotation, cellular component: endomembrane system; membrane. The record is from RefSeq and is a predicted model, not a curated record. Bases 1 to 795 code for a protein of 264 amino acids. NCBI's taxonomy places the organism in Eukaryota, Metazoa, Chordata, Aves, Piciformes, Picidae. The transcript has 4 exons.